Arachis ipaensis is the source of this 807-nucleotide messenger RNA. The record is from RefSeq and is a predicted model, not a curated record. NCBI's taxonomy places the organism in Eukaryota, Viridiplantae, Streptophyta, Magnoliopsida, Fabales, Fabaceae.
GCCACUGUCUCAAUUCCUCUGGUCCCCAACUUUUGGAUGGAUACCAAAUUGGGCAUAUUUUGGUAGAGAAAGUAUUAUUCACAAUUUCUUCUUAUUCACAUUCAUUAAUGGGUUGAACUUUUGCCUUAUAAUCCCUCUCCUACACUCCCCUUGAAACUGGCAUUUACUCGAAGAGUCACACAUAUCAUGCCAGCAACAGAAAGGAAACCAUUCAUGGACACACAAAGUGAGACUAGGAAGUUGGGGCAGGACAUCUUCAAGGGAAGGCAUCGAGCGCGAGCUCAGGUCAAACUUAAUUCGACUGUCUCUAGCAGCAGCAUUAGCAACAAAACUACCAUUGAGACUUGGAACUUGGAAGGUUUCAUAUUGAAAAUUAUGCAUCUCAAGCUUAGCACAUUUCCUGGUCCAUGGUGUGUGACAAAGAAACAGUUCCGACAGAAGCCGAGACUCAACCUCAUUUGGUGUUUCACCCAACUCAUCUAAAUCUUUUUAUGAAUGUAAAUUAUUCAUCUUCCUCCUGAACAACAGCAGGAGUGAAUUAUACAGCAGAAUUUCUUGUAUGCGUAAAUAAUGUGAUGUCUUUCUUUACAAAAGUAUAGAUGGUAAAUGGGCUGAUUUAUGUACACAAAAACAAUUGGAUAAAAAAUAUUCUUAUAAACCAAGUUGGGUUGGUCUAGUGGUUAGCUCACUAGUCCGCUUAAGCAAGUGUUGGGGGUUCGAAUCUCGCCUUGUGCAUGCAGCAACCCAUUGGCCAACGGCAAACCCUUAAAUGGAGCUCAGUACUGCGACGGAUUAGUCAUUGACCUG